Molecule: messenger RNA, 3051 nt
Organism: Closterium sp. Naga37s-1
Lineage: Eukaryota; Viridiplantae; Streptophyta; Zygnematophyceae; Desmidiales; Closteriaceae
Source: the annotation of a GenBank genome assembly
AUGGGCUGGCAGGGAGGCGACGGAAUGCGCGGAAGGGGGAGGGGACGUGGCGGAGGGAAAGGUGGGCGCGGGUACGGCGGAGGCGCAGGCGGCGGAGCGGGCGGAGGUGGCGCGGAGCGAGGCUCUACAGCGGAGCAACACGCUUUUGCGCCACGCGUGCUGGACCCGUCUCUCUCGCAGUACUUCACGGAAAUCGCCACCGCGUGGGAAGACACCCGCGACCCGCAAGACCGAGCCUCCAUCGCCGCCAAUGCUCUGGAGGAGGCUCGGGGGAAGGAACACCAGCUUCUGUGGGACACCCAGACCUGCCGCACCCUCGAGCCGCUCCUCUCCGCCGCCCCCCCCGCCGCCGCCGCCCGCUUCCUCGCCGGCGCCUGCUGCUGCGCGCGCAGGAGGGGAGGGGAGGGAGGGGAAGGCGCGGGGGGAGGCGGGGAGGGAUCGGGGGAGCGGGAGGUGAACGUUUGUCGGGACGUAUUGGCGCAUGGGCUGGCAUCAAGGGUGAUUGAAGCGGGUCUGCGGAAUAUCCGCGCGUGGGUGACUGGAGAGAGCAGGACACGUGGCGGCGCGGGAUUGGACGAAGCCGGGGCAGGAGAUGACGAGAACGAGGAGCAGGAUGGGGAGGGGGAGGAGGAAGAAACCGAGGAAGGGACAGGAGGCCAGGGUGAUUUACCGAAAUGGACUGGAACAGUGCGGGUGGUUUUGAAAAAAAUCUGCAAAGAAGUGACAGAGUAUCCCCUAGCAGCCAUGACCAGCCCGGCUUGCUCCCACGUGCUGCGCUCCCUGCUUCUCCUCCUCGCCUGCCGCCUCAUCCACGAUACGCCCGCAGCAGCAGAGGGCACGAGGAAGGCUCGUCGGGAUGGUGCGGAGGGCGUGGGCGGGGAGGAGGGUGGGGAGGAGCGGAGAGAGGGUGGCGCAGGAAGAAGGUUCGGCGGCCGCUUGCCUCCGCAGAUUCAGCGGGCAGCUGGAAAUUUUCCGCCGUCCUCCGGUGCGACCUUUCCAGGGAUGCCCGGAAUGGCCGGGCAGGGUGCAGGCUUGGCAGGAGGGAAGGAAGCGGGAGCAGCAGCAGGAGGGGCAGAAGCAGCGGCAGCGGCAGAGCGAGGGCGGAGGGUGGGGGGGGCGCUGGGGUUCCCGGCGCUGCUGCAGCGGGUGGUGGUGGGGGUGACGGCGGCAGCAGCGGGGGCGGACGAGGCAGUGCCGUCAGCAGCAGUGGCGUGGUCGCCCUAUGGCGACUCGUGGACCCGCGCCUGUGACCCGUCUGCUGGCCCUCUGCUGCAGGUGGUGUUGGAUGUAAUUCGAGACGAUGCUGCUCUGCUCACCCACGUCAUCACCUCUCUGCUCCACCUGCCUGAGGCUGCGCUCCGGGCAGCGGCGAAAAAAAGGAAACGGGCAGGGCCGGGCAGGCAAGAGGGGGGGCGUGGGAAGAAAAGAAGCAGAAGAGAAGAGGAGGAGAGAGGGGAGGGGGGAGAGGAAGGAGAUGAGGUGGAAGGGAGGAGAAAAGAAGCAGAGGGAGGUGAGGAAGGGGAGGAGGCAGAGCAGCAGGUGGAGGAGGAGGUGGGGCAGAUACUUGAGCUCAUGAAGGACCGCUGUGGGUCGCGAUUUAUGGAGACCGUGAUUCAGCUCGCCCCACCGUCACUACGUUCCUCUCUCCUGCGAGUGGCCCUGCUGCCCCACCUGCUGCCCCUCGCACUGCACCCCAUUGCCAACUACACUGUGCAAACCGCCCUCUCCGCCCUCCUCUCCCCCACCGACGUCAAACGCGCCUUCAAGGCCCUGGCGGGGGGAGGGAACGGGGAAGGGGAGGGCGCGGGGAGUGGGGCAGGGGGAGGGGAGGCGGGGGGUGGAGAGGGGGGGGAGGGGGGAGGGAGAGGGGAGGGGUUGUUGGCACUGCUGAAGGGGGGCAGAGGACGAGUGGUGCUGGCGCUGCUGAUUGCGUGUGGACGCACCAAGACGUUUCAGGCACGGGCCUGUGAGAGCCUGCUAGCAGCCCUCUCCUCCUCACCAGCACCAUCACCAGUGGACGUAGCAGCGGCAGAUGCGGCAGCGGUGGGCGAUCUGCUGUGGCUGGACGCGUGGCUGGCAGUGCGGGUGAAUGAUGUGAGGUCCAACCGAGCCAAGAAGCGCCAGCAGCAGCAGGGGUGGGGGUCCGUGCCCGUGGCAGAGCGCGGGGCGGUGUCGUUCGUGGGAUGCAUGGUGCUGCAGACCAUCUUCUCAUAUCCUCUGGAAGCGUCGCAGCGGGUGGUGCAGGCGUGUGUGGCGCUGCCGCCCUCCUACCUCAUGCACCUGGCCACGGAUGUCAAGGGCACGCGCGUCCUCUCUGCAUUCUUCCGUGCUACCACUGUCCCUCUGGACCUCAAGACCACCAUGCUCAACAGUUUGAAGCCACGCCUGACGACGAUAGCAGCAGAUAGGCUGGGUGCGUUUGUGGUGUCGGCAGCAUUUGAUGCCAUGACGGUGGAAGGCAAGCAGAUGAUUCUCGCUGAGCUGGCGACGCGCUAUUCGUCGGCGUCGUCCUCUCUGCUGCAGCGGCCUCUCUUCCGUCACAUGGGCCUCGCAGAAUAUCUGGAGAGCCCAGAGGCGUGGCAGAAGCAGCAGCAGCGCAAGGAGGGCCUGCUGCGAGAGUUCCAAGACCUGCUUGCGCCUGCUCCCGCUGCCUUCCCCUCACUGGCUCCUGCGCCCGCUGCACUGCCUUCCGCCUCCUCACCUGAUGCCAAGCCUCGUAAGAAGAAGAGAGAACCGGAUGUGGAAGCAGCAGCUUCGGCUGUAACUGAGAAAACGAGAAGUGGGAAGAAGAGAAGAGGGGGUGAUGAGGGGGAUGAGGGGGAAGAGGGGCGGCAUGGAGGGGGUGAUGUGGGAAGCAGAGGGGGAGGUAAGUCUGGGGGAGCGUUGAGAGGCAUUGUGGAGCAAUUGGAGCUGGGGAGUGAGAUGGCAAUGUUGGGGUUCAGUGGUGACGGUGGGGAGAUGGGACAGGAGGAGAUGGAUGGUGGGAGUGUUUUGAAGAAAAGAAAGGACAAAUCCGCUGGUGCGGAAACCAAGAAUAGAGGCCGUGUAUGA